CCUCCAUUGCACUCUGGAGGGGUGCCCGCCUAUGGUCUCCCCAAAGUGGGAGAGCCAACGUCAUAAUUUGUGCCAGUGGGGGCCUGCGUUCGCGCGGCUCCUGCCCAAAUUACUAAAUCCAAGAUUUUAUUGAAUCUAGCCCAAUUGCGGGCCGGAGAGUAAUAAAGUACGACACUAAAGCGAAUCGAGCCCAACAACAAUAAAAAAAUAAUAUGCAUAAGAAAAGGAAGACUUUGACUUAAAAGUUUUAAGAGGAUCUCCUCAUUGGUGCUCUGGCUUUUAUGUUAAAUAAGAAAAGGAAGACUUUGACUUAAAAGUUUUAAGGGGAUCUCCUCAUUGGUGCUCUGGCUUUUUAAUUGAGAACCAAACAAAUCAGACGGUUGGUUUCAACGUUUCUUGAAAAUGGUACUCUCCACUUUGCGUCGGGAAGACUGGAACUUGUACUGCUUUGUUCAAUCAAAGCUUUCCUGGAAUUGUGCAACUUGGAUCCUCAUGAUCUGCUAGUCAAUGUUUUCUGGAGAUGGAAGCAAAUGGGAAUUCAUCUAUAGAAAUUAUUGCAAUUUGCAGAGACCCUGUAUUUUGUGCUCCAGGCUUGAUCAUGUUAUCGGCAAUGAAAAUAACACUGAGCUUUAUCAGAAUCUGCUUUGCAGCAAGCACAUAUCAGAUCUCUCAUCUUUGAUUUCUUGUCGUAACCAUGGGAAGCUUGCUGAUGGCCGUGGAAUGUGUGAAGAUUGCCUAUUUUCAUUCACCACAAAGAACAAAGCCAACGCAGAAAUGCACAGGGUUUUGGAGGCUAAGUUGGAAGCGGAUAUUGGUGGUUCUGGUUUCCAAAGCUCAUUUCUAAACAUGGACUCCCUUCCUGGUUUCAUAGUCACAAAACGGUGUUCUUGUUGUAAUAAACCUUGGAACACAAGACAAAGUGCCAACAAAUUGCUCCAACUAAAAUCAUCUGAGAGUAAGGCUCCUAAACCUAAUAUUCCCUUGCCACAAUUACCAGGUCAUAGUCGUUUACAACGUCGGGAUAACUUGAAGAAGAUAAGGAAUAAAUUUCGUGGCUCAGUAACCACUCGUAGACUUGGAAAAAGUGGUUUUGAUCCAAUGUCUUAUGUUGGAUACAGAGAGUUGAAGAUCAAUUCUGAUUCUGAAACUGAGAUUCCAUGGUCUGAUGACGACAUUGGUAGAUGCAAUAAUCAGGAAGGUAGUGAGCCUGUGGAAGAUUUUAUAGAUCAGUGCACGUCAGAUAAUAUAGCCAAAGAACCCUCCAGUAAUUUCAAUACAGUAAAACCUACAAAUUGUUCAUAUAUUCUCAGGCCUUUCCUUUCUGAUCCAACUGUGCAGCAUGAUAUUAGCAAGGCUUAUGAUGUGAAAUCAUUGGCUUCUCAUGUUUCUCAUCAUGAUUAUGAUGGUAAACUUGAUUGGCAACAAGUCAAUCAGAAACCCAACACUACUGCAUUUCCUGAAAUUAUUUCUCUGGAUGAGAUCUCCCCACCCUCUGAACUGGAUGAGCUUUAUUCUCAAGAUAACAAACCCUCUUUUGUUGUAGCGCCAUCUUCAGAGAAGUAUGUUAGCAGAGUAAGUGAUCUUGAACAUGCAUCUAUUGACAAGCACAAGGAAGUCUUGAAAUCCACGAGUAUAUCAGCGGGACCUUCUACUAAAAUUGAUUGGGUUGUCAACGAUACCACUGUUAUAAAUGCAAAAAAUAGUGACAUAUUUGAUGUCUGCGAAAACGAAUCAUCUUGUGUUAUUGAACCUAUCAUGAAAGAACCUCAUGCAGUUGACAAGAAAUCAAAACCUUUGUCACUUCGAAACUCCUUAGGACAAGAGUGUAGUUUUUCAUCAAAAAAUACAAGUCCAGGAAGAGAUGCCCAGGAUGAUGAAGUUCAGAUAACAGAUGCUUCCAACUCUAAUGAAAUUCAGAUGCUUCGGAAGUCAGUGUCAGUGGAAUCUGGUCUUGAAUCUCUAGACAGAAGCAAUGUCACUGAAAUUGAAGGUGAAAAUAUAGUCGAUCGGUUACAACGACAGGUUGAGCAUGACAAAAGACGCAUGGCUGUUUUGUUUAAGGAACUAGAGGCAGAAAGGAAUGCUUCCGAAAUUGCCACAAAUCAGGCAAUGGCCAUGAUUACAAGGUUGCAAGAAGAAAAAGCAGCACUGCAUAUGGAGGCUCUUCAAUAUUUACGUAUGAUGGAAGAGCAAGCAGAGUAUGAUGUUGAGGCACUGGAGAAAGCUAAUGACCUCCUGGCUGAGAAGGAGAAAGAGAUACAAGAUAUGGAAGCAGAGCUAGAAUUUUAUAGGUUGAAUUUCCCAGAUGAAAUAAAAUCGGAAAAUUUUCAUGGUGGUUAUGAUAUGAAGAGCAAGAAUGAUGCAGAGACUCCUACUGUGGUCUGCAGAGAUAAUAUCAGCAUUCCUUGUAACUCAAUAACUACUGAUAUAAAAGCUUGUGGCAAAACUUUUGCAGCUAAGACUCCAUGUUUAGAGUUCGAAGAUGAAAGGUUGUAUAUCUCACAACAUUUGCAGUGCUUGGAGAAGAAGCUCUGUCAAAUUUUUCGCAAUGGCACUUUCUCCAACAUGGCUAAUGGUGAUCAUUCUAAGAAACUUGCAGAUGAUGGACAUAAGGGAAUAGGGUCUCGUCAAAAGGAGGAGAUUCUGUUAAAUAAUCAUAUUGAAGAAUAUUUACAUGAUUGUAACGGAAGCACUACCUCUCCAGAAGAUGGAAGUGCUUCAGAUGAUGAUGAUUGUUAUUGUUUAUCAAGCAACGGAAAUAAUCAUUUUGAUUCCCAUAGCCAAACAAAUUGUGUGCAUCAAAGCAGAAUUGAUUUAGUUGCUCUUGGAAAUGAAAUCUCUGACCUUAAUGACAGGUUAGAAGCACUUGAGACUGAUAAUGAUUUUCUUGAACAUAUGCUUAACUCUAUCCAGCAUGGAAAUGAGGGACUACAAUUUGUUCAAGAAGUAGCUCAUCAACUGCAAGAAUUGCGAAAAACUUGGAUAGGAUUAAGAAGUCAAUCUGUUCCUUAAUUUCACAUCCACUGACAUGAUGUAUAGGGGAAUCAGAAGGCAGAAGCUAGACAUACCAAUUCAAGUUUAUAAUCAGUCGACGUUUGGACCCAGCAUUUGAAGAACACAUGAACUUGCAUUCCUCAAGUUCCCCUACCAAUCAUGAAACUUCAGGCAUACAAUUCCAUGUAUGGGUCACUUAAAAUUCUGGAUCUAAGAAGAUGAUAUACAUACUAGGAGAUAGAGUCAUAAACUUAGAAAUAAGAUGUUCAAUUUUUCUUUCAUCUACGGGUUUUCAAUUUUCACUUUGUUUUGUUAGAUUAAAGAGAUAGUGAGGUUAAGUUUCAAUUUCAUGGAUGGGAAUGUGAAUCGGGUAUCUUUUUUGGUUCA
Molecule: messenger RNA, 3381 nt
Organism: Ziziphus jujuba (common jujube)
Lineage: Eukaryota; Viridiplantae; Streptophyta; Magnoliopsida; Rosales; Rhamnaceae
Product: probable myosin-binding protein 4
Exons: 5
Coding region: 508-3012 (834 amino acids)
Molecular function (GO): myosin binding
Source: RefSeq, a predicted model, not a curated record